CAUUUCCAUCUUUGCGCGCCUACAUACACUUCAAGUUCUCCUCACUCGUGUUCGUUGUCGCAAACGUCCUCCGUCUUUAUCUUCUUCCUGGUUGUUCGACUGGAAGCACGACUGCGAGCUGUGAACCAAAGACGAAGAAAGCGAAACGGUUCUCGGUACUCGAUAGCUCAGCACGGCUCACACACGACAUUGCCAUGAAAGCGACCAUCUAGAACGUGCCCGACAUACAUAGAACAAGAACGUCGUCUUCGCCACUUCGAUCGCUAUAAUGUCCGACAACAGACGCCGUAACGGCCCUCUAGGUACCUGGGUGCCGCUGGUUGUGACGGCUGCCGUUGCUACCGUCAGUGUCGCAGCAUGGAUCUGGAGCCAGCGCAAGGACCGGACCGGCGAACACGACACCAACUCGACCGUCCAGGAACUUGACUACGAGAACGCCGACUACGGUGACAACCCGCCCUACGGAGCCACUGGCGAAGGCCGUCUGAAGCCACCAGCCCAAGCACAACAGGCCGAAGGAGGAUGGGGCCCCCGGCGCACCCCGAGUCCGGCCGACUUCUUCAACAGCGCGAAGCGACAGGUUGCCGCCGGCGUGACUGCAGCGGGCGCAGCUGUGGGUACCGCCCUUUCCGCCAUCCGUGAGGAAGACAGCCUGAGGAGCGAAUUUGCUGACGACGAGACGUGGUCCGACCCGGAUGCCAAAAAACAGGUUGAGAAUGCUACUCCUUCCAGAAAUGAUACGCCCGCUGUUCAGCCUACCACUAGUAGUGCCCCGGUCCCCGCUCCCGCUGCUACUACAACUACCACCACUACUACUGCCACCUCAAACAAGAACCAACGCCGGAAAAAGGUUGCCAUCAUAGUCUCGGCCGAUAACCAUGUGGAACCCGGUGACGAAGAGUAUCAUGAACAUGCUUCCAUCCUCUCCCACAUCCCCCGUAACAUCGACCUCUCCCUUACCAAGCUCUACAUCCUGAUCUACGCCCCUCAACUCAAGGACAAGUCCGAAGGCUCCUCCAAGCCUGCGUCGCUAAGCUCUUCCUUCUCCAACAUCGAGGCCGAGACCCCCGCCGAGACACCUGCCGAGAGCAAGGACAAGGACCCUCUUGCCGACUCUGCCUACACGUCCCUCUACAACCAAGCCGCCGCUCUCGUUUCCAAGCCUUCGCAUAUCCUGACCUUCUCCACCCCCGCCGGCCACUCCCACAUUUUGCGUCACAUCCAGCCCGAAAUCAUCUACCUCCAGGAAUCUCUGGCCGGCCCCGACGGCAGCGUCAUCACUUCGCUCCAGACAUGGCUAAGGCACGACAUUGUAUUGGUGGUUGGCGCCGAGCAAGGAGACGGCGGUCUGGCGGACUCUGACUCUGAGGACGAUGAUACAGAGAAGAAUGGAGAGAAGGAGAAGAAGGACAAAGAGGUCAAGUGGUGGCAGAAGGAAGAGCGAGUGGGGCGAGGGAGGGGAGUUAUUGUGGUGGAUGUGAGGGCGGGCAAGUUGGGGGAUGAUUGGGUUAGGAGGGUUCAGGGACAGGAGUGAGCUGGGGCUGCUGAGACGGGUGAGUGAUGAUGAUAUCCAUGUUUCGUUGUUGUUGUAUACCAUUCUGCUAUUUGGAUACGAUGGAAUACGACAGAAGCGGGCCAGUGUUUUUUUUU
This is a messenger RNA of Neurospora tetrasperma FGSC 2508, 1650 nucleotides long. RefSeq lists its product as uncharacterized. The record is from RefSeq and is a predicted model, not a curated record. The transcript has 3 exons. The coding region runs from base 269 to 1534 and encodes 421 amino acids. NCBI's taxonomy places the organism in Eukaryota, Fungi, Ascomycota, Sordariomycetes, Sordariales, Sordariaceae.